UUUGGGGAAAUCUGCAACCUCAAUUUUGAGCCUUCGCUUUCAAGUCAAAUUUGCUGCAAAUUUGUGCGCGGGCAUAUAUUCUCAACUUUGCCGCUGAACCCUACAAGACAACUGCAAUCUUUGUAAAAUGGCGAACCAAGGGGAAGGAAAAGGAGAGAGAUCUGAAGAUGAUUUCAUUCCUCUUAGAACAAAUACGAAACGAAAUACCACGGGACAGGAAGACAACUUAAUGAAAUCUUACUACGAGGAGGUUGAAAAUAUAACACAGCUUUCUGAGGAAAAAAUUGAUGAAAUAAGGUGGCAAAAUGGGAUUGAGAUCCAAGGUGAAAAUUGCCCGAAACCUAUAACAAGUUUUCAAGAUUUAAAGUUACCUCCUGAACUGCAGGAAUACUUGCAAGAUAAUGGCUACAUUAGCCCUACUGCAAUCCAGAUGCAGGCUCUCAGCUGUGUUAUGAGUGGAAGAGACAUCAUUGGUUUGGCAGAGACUGGGUCUGGUAAAACGUUGGCUUAUUCCUUGCCUCUGUGUAUGUUUUUGAAAACAAGACAGCCAUGUUUGCCUGGACAAGGACCUAUGGCACUUAUUUUGACUCCCACAAGGGAACUGAUGCGACAAGUGUUUGAUCAUAUUUCAGAAUUGUUGUAUUGUAUCAGAACAAAGACUACAGGUAUGGUUUUACCAAACAAUAACCAUGGCAGUGUUGCUGAAAACAUCAAUUCACUUCAUUUGAAUUACUCAAACACAACAAGGAGUUCUUAUUUGAAUACACAUUUACCUUAUAACGUGAUGAACACAGGGUCACCAGGAAUGCCUGGCUGUCAUCCAGUAUCAAGUCAUUUAGCAUCUUUCCCUUACUUAUUCCCUGCAGCUUCACCAGUCAGCAUCAAAUACAAAUCAGUUGGAAUUUGUGGUGGUGUGCCAGUUUCAGUUCAGGCACAGGAGAUAAGGAGUGGAGUGGAUGUUGUCAUAGCAACUCCCGGAAGGCUUCUUGACUUGUGUAAACGUGGCCUCAUCAGUCUUGAUAAAGUGUCAUAUUUAGUGAUGGAUGAGGUAGAUAAGAUGCUUGGGAUGGGGUUGGAAGAACAGUUGAGGAAGGUUGUUGGACUUGCUACUAGAACUGAAAGGGCAAGACAAACACUGCUAUGGACUGCUACCAUGCCAGAUUCUUUAGACAGAUUGGCAAGGUCUGCGGUGUUAGAUCCCAUUACAAUUCAAGUAGGACCUGUUGGGCUGAUAUCUCCUACUAUCCAACAAAAUGUCAUGUUUCUGUAUCAUUAUGAAAAAACAGAAAAAUUAUUACAAGUUCUUCGAAAUACACCUAUUCCUCCUGUCAUUGUAUUUACAUCAUCCAUCCAGAAUGUAGAUUAUGUCACAGAGUUACUUAAGGAGGAACAGUUCCAUGCAUCUGGCCUGCACUCUGAAAAACCUCAAGAAUACCGAUUUACUUUAGUGAGGGAAUUUCGUGAAGGCAAAGUGGAUGUGUUGGUGGCAACAGAUGUUGGGUCAAGAGGUCUAGAUUUUCCUGAAGUAACGCAUGUAAUAAACUAUGAUCUACCAGAUAGUAUUGAAGAUUAUGUUCACCGCUGUGGUCGUACAGGAAGAAUGGGGCAUUUUGGUGUUGCAACAUCUUUUUUGACACUUGACUGUAAGAUUGCUGAGCAACUAAAAGAAAUGCUGGAAGUGAUGGAUCAAGCUGUACCCAAAGAGCUUGUGAACACUAAACAGUUUGGCAAAAAAAUCAUGAAGACAGAGUUUGGUGAUAGAGUUGUAGAUUUUUGAGAAAUUGUUUUGCAUUACAAUGAAACUAUUGAUUUUCAAAGGAAGCAAGGGAACUUGAAAAAGUGUAAUAAAACCAUUUCCACCUUGUGUGAAAAAAGGUUAAGAGAAAGUUGUCAAAUUUUAUGUAGUUCAAUUCUGUGUUUCGUCAAUUGUAGAUCAGUUAUAGUACAUAGAUAGUGCUUUUAAGUUUUUCAACUAAGUAAUGUUUUAGUCUGUUUUUUCUUCUCAUCUCCAUUAAAGGUCAGUUGAAGUGGAUGCUUACCAGAAGGGCUGCACCCACCAUAGGGUUUACACAGUUCCCUAAUAAUUCAUUUUUCUUUGGAAAAGUAGACUGCAGACAAAGUGAAGAAAAAAUCUCUAGCUGGGGAGAUGUACUUAUGACAGCCAUGUUAUUUUAAUUUUGAGCUUUUGAGGGAAGAGUAUUUACAGAGAUUAUGUUUGUCAAUCACCAGACUGGAGAUCAUGUUUACUUCAAACGGCGAGUGAAUCAAGUUAUCGUGGCCCAUGUCACUAUGGGAAAAUGCUACGGCCUAAGGAGUGGGGACAUGACAAGGUCGAAUGCAGCUUUCUCUUACCAACUGUUGGUCGGUGAUAACUCAUUUUACCCGGGGGUUUUUCAUCUCUGGGUUCACAGAAAAUUGCCACAAGGACUGUGACUCCUGAUUUGGAGACAGCGACUCGUUAUAUUUUCACUCAUCAGCUUCUCAGGAUAACCUUGGGAGCGUGGCAUUUCACACUAAUGGUCAUGACAAACUUGAUAAGAGACUUACUAGUGUUGGCCUGCGUUAAGAGUAGCAUGGACAGUAACGGAGCCUUACAUGAGGAUGAUAUUUUAAUAUUGGGGAUUUUGAGUCGCUUCAAAAGAGUAAAUAGCUUUGAAGACCGUUUCUCCUCCUACAGUCGUUUUUGUAAACCUUAUCAUGUAAUUAUGUCAGCAUCUAUAUGAAUUCUUUUCAUAAAAUGACCAGAGAGAGGCAAGUCAGUUGAAAACAUCUUCUUAGUGAAUAAACGUAAGUCGUGAGCAAAGCAAGCAUACAACUGUAACUUCAGAAAUAAAAGUAAAGGCUAAUUUUUCAUCUCUAGUGAAUACAUAUUUCGCAGUGAGUUAAUUAUUUCUCUGAAAAAAAUACAAGGAAGGUUUUAAGUACUGAGUUUCAUCAUCAUCAUCAUAUUUUAUUUGCCUUAUUUACACAAUACAAAAAAUUUAUUUACAGCGGUUAUAGCUAGAAGGCGAGGAGACUCAGGAAGCCACCGGGCUUAUGGGAGAGCCACCUCACUUACAUUAAUAAAUAAAGUAGAGAAAAAGUGCUGCGAAUGUGCGGCUAGGCCAAUUCAAGGAUUAUUUAAGUAAAAACUCUUGCAUUUUCGUCUUAAAACUAAGAAGGUUUGACGAACGAGUGACUGAAACAGGAAGAGAGUUCCAAAUUUUAGGACCUUGGUGAAGAAUUAUAAAUUGCUUGAGAUUUGUGCGGCACAAAUGCGUUCGAUAACUACUGGCUGUUCUGGUACCAUAGUUGUGAAUUUGGCUAUUCGUUACAAAAAGAUUGAGAAGCAAU
Molecule: messenger RNA, 3333 nt
Organism: Pocillopora verrucosa
Lineage: Eukaryota; Metazoa; Cnidaria; Anthozoa; Scleractinia; Pocilloporidae
Biological process (GO): mRNA splicing, via spliceosome
Cellular component (GO): spliceosomal complex
Molecular function (GO): RNA binding; ATP binding; RNA helicase activity
Source: RefSeq, a predicted model, not a curated record